CUGUUAGACCUCAAAGAGUUCAGGAGCAGUACCAUACUGAGAGGUGGCCUCUAAUGCACUCUGCGCUAAAAUGACCGUGCAAACGGUUCAUCUUGAGGCUGAAGGCUGUUACAUAAGUCUUCUCUCUGUGCCACUUACUCUUUAAGGGACCAGUCUUGCCAUCAUCCCAUUAGCAGGAGUUAUUUUCAGGUGCCACCUCUUUUUAUUAGUAUCUGGAUCUAAUAGGUUCAGACACUGGAGAGUGCGGAGGCCAGUCGGCAGAGAUCACAGAGUCACAGGCUGCCUGGACCAGAAGGUGUGCGAGGCGAGGGUGCUCCCUACCUCUGCAGGGCACAGCCAUGGGUAACAAACACCCAAGUCUGGAUGACAUCCUCGCUGAGGACAUGCACCACUGGUACAACAAGUUCAUGAGGGAGUCUCCAUCAGGCCUGAUCACGCUUUUUGAGCUCAAGUCCAUUCUGGGACUGCAGGGGAUGAAUGAGGACGCCAACAGUUACGUGGAUCAGGUGUUCUUCACUUUCGACAUGGAUGGGGAUGGAUACAUAGAUUUUGUGGAAUAUAUCGCUGCUGUUAGCUUGAUGCUCAAGGGGGAGAUUAACCAGAAACUCAAGUGGUACUUCAAACUUUUUGACCAGGAUGGCAAUGGGAAAAUUGACAAGGAUGAAUUGGAAACAAUAUUUACGGCUAUACAAGACAUUACAAGAAAUCGUGAAAUUGCUCCAGAGGACAUAGUGACCCUUAUAUAUGAAAAGAUUGAUGUUCAUGGAGAAGGCGAACUGACGCUGGAGGAGUUCAUUGAAGGAGCGAAAGGACAUCCUGACAUUAUGGAUAUGCUGAAGAAACUGAUGGACCUCACUCCAGUCCUGGUUAUUAUUUUCAAUGGGGCGACAGAAACAAGUCAAGGCAAGGGCUGAGUUUACUCCAGCUAAAGGACAAUGAAGAAAAUUCCCCUCUUGAAAAUUAAAAAUUGAGUUUGGAGGUCUAGCUCUUGAGGAUCAGAUGUAGCUUCCCACGGCACUGGUGCGAUUUCCUCGACCGAAAGUUCACAUGAGAACUCUGACUUUUGCCCAAUCACGGUGACCUACGACUCCAGCGGAGAUACAAAGCCUUGCAUCGGAGCUGUCCUCAGGUGAACAUUGAUCCUCUAAUGCUAUUAGGGGUUCAGGAGACUAAGAAACUGCUGGCAAGACUUAGGCCUGAGCAAUGUGGUGCUUUUUAAGGAAAGGCUCAGAGGAGAACACUGAGCAUUCAUCUAGUGACUUUCAUUGGGUGAGCACAUCAUAUAAUCCAUGUACUUGUGCUUAAACUGUUUAUGGCAUCACUAGAUUGCUCUGAGAGUAAACUCUGAGACAGUCCAUUGACGUGGCCUGAAUUGCCCUAAAAACUGUGAAUUAAACAACCUAUAGAGCAGUGGUUCUCAACUUGUUUUUGCCUACAUUUUAUAUAGCACAUCAAAUGGCAACCCAACACAUAAAAAAAAUUGUAAAUCAAACAUUUCUAUAAAAUGUUGUAUUCAACAUAUUAUUACAAUGAACUGCAUUAUUGCGGCACAGUAAACAAAUUAGUAACAUGUAACAAAAUGUUGAACACAUCUUAGGCUCAUCAACUUCCCAUAUACUGAGGUCAAUUUAUUUUGCUCUCCACGACCCAUCAGAACAGACCUAAGACCCAUUUUUUGGGUUGCGACCCAACAUUUGAGAAUCACUGUCACUGAUAACAUAUCGCAAAUACAGCACUUUAUACAAGGAACGCAUUAAAUUUACCUGAUCAAGUUAUCUGACACAGUAGGUGCAAAAGAAAUGCAUUAAAUGCAUUUCCACCUGUUAUUUUAGCUGACCUAACUGACAGUUUUAAAUACUAGCAAGUGCAUGUUUUAGACUCAUUUACACUACUGGUCAAAAGUUUGGGGUCAGU
Messenger RNA from Rhinichthys klamathensis goyatoka, 1914 nucleotides. RefSeq names its product guanylate cyclase activator 1d (gene guca1d). Gene Ontology annotation, molecular function: calcium sensitive guanylate cyclase activator activity; calcium ion binding. Lineage: Eukaryota; Metazoa; Chordata; Actinopteri; Cypriniformes; Leuciscidae. The coding region runs from base 339 to 914 and encodes 191 amino acids. The record is from RefSeq and is a predicted model, not a curated record. The transcript has 4 exons.